Messenger RNA from Wallemia ichthyophaga EXF-994, 513 nucleotides. Its product is annotated as acetyltransferase A complex catalytic subunit ard1. NCBI's taxonomy places the organism in Eukaryota, Fungi, Basidiomycota, Wallemiomycetes, Wallemiales, Wallemiaceae. The record is from RefSeq and is a predicted model, not a curated record. Gene Ontology annotation, cellular component: NatA complex. Gene Ontology annotation, biological process: N-terminal peptidyl-glutamic acid acetylation. Gene Ontology annotation, molecular function: protein-N-terminal-glutamate acetyltransferase activity; protein N-terminal-serine acetyltransferase activity. The transcript is spliced from 5 exons. The coding region runs from base 1 to 513 and encodes 170 amino acids.
AUGAACAUACGCCCAGCAACACCGUACGACCUUACUGGGAUGCAGAACACAAACCUCAUGAACCUCCCAGAGAACUACAACAUAAAAUACUACCUUUAUCACGCCCUCACUUGGCCUCAAUUAUCAUACGUAGCAGAAGAUCACAAAGGCCGAGUCGUCGGCUACAUCUUAGGAAAAAUGAACGAUGAUAUGGACAACAAACCUGGACAGCUGCCAAACGGUCACGUAACCUCGAUCUCCGUCUUGAGAUCGUAUAGAAGGCUAGGUUUAGCUCAAAAGUUGAUGAAACAAUCUCAAACUGCUAUGAAAGACGCCUUUAACGCUGCAUACGUUAGCCUCCACGUCCGUAAAACCAAUAGAGCUGCUAUCGGCCUUUACAGAGACACUCUUGGUUUCGAAGUGUGGGAAGUUGAAAGAGGCUACUAUGCGGAUAAAGAAGAUGCUUUAGGUAUGAGACUCUGGUUAGACCAAGACGCUAAAGCUAGAGAAGAAGCCAAGAAGAAUAAAAACUAA